AUGUCCAAGACUAAAGUAGCCCCUAUUAAGACGGAGAGUUUGCCUCGAUUGGAGUUGUGUGGCUCGGUGUUGCUAGUUAGAUUGUUGAAGCACCUUUUAGAUGGACUUUUAUUGAAGCCUGUAUCAGUGCACUGCUGGACAGACUCCAAGGUAGUUUUAGAUUGGUUGAAUGGUCACCCAUCGAGAUGGCAGACUUUCGUGGCAAACAGAGUGAGUGAGGUGAUCACUACUCUGCCUGGGGUGCAAUGGCGUCAUGUUAAGUCCGAAGACAAUCCAGCCGAUUGUGCAACUCGAGGGUUUUCGUCGGAGCAGCUUCAGCAGUCUUCCUUGUGGUGGGAGAGACCUGAAUGGAUCAGGAAUGAUUGGAGGAAGGUAAUUGAUAGAUUGCCCAUGGAUGUUUCGCUAGAUGUAGUAAAUGCACAGGUUGCUGUUGAGAAGAAGGUUGACGAGAAUCAAGAAUCACAAGCGCUGUCUUAUUUGGAGAAGUUUUCGAGUUUUCCAAAGACGUUGCGGAUUUUGGCUUGUGCUUACAGAUGGCGUUCGAAUGCGGUCAAGCCCAGAGGAAGUCGCUGCACUGGUCAUUUUACUGCUGAGGAGAUGGAGGCUGCUCGAGUCGGUCUGAUUCGUUAUGUGCAAAGUCAGCACUACGAGGAGGAAUUGCGGUGUCUCAGAAGUAAACAACGGUUGUCAUCUCGCAGUCACUUGCUGCGACUUGUACCAUUUAUUUGUCCACAGGGCUUGCUCCGAGUUGGAGGCCGAUUGCAGCCUUCGUUCUUGCAGUUCGAUGAGAAGCACUCGAUUAUACUGCCAGCAUCUAGUAUUAUAGUCAAGAGGUUGAUUGAGGAGGUACAUCGUCAGACUCUUCAUGGAGGCGUUCAGCUGAUGCUCAGUUCCCUCAACAGGACGUAUUGGAUUUCACGUGGGUUAAGAGUUGUACAGGGAGUUUAUCGGCGUUGCCAUAGAUGUAUUCGCUGCGCUGCUCAGAGUGUACAGCAGCAAAUUGCACCGCUUCCAUCAUAUCGAGUUACUCCCCAGCGAGUUUUCGCAUACACCGGUCUGGACUAUGUGGGACCGUUUCCAAUAUUGUUCUCCAAGGGCAGAGGUGCCAAGUCUACAAAGGGAUAUAUAGCGAUUUUUGUGUGUAUGGUUGUUCGAGCUGUUCAUAUUGAAGUUGUGUCAGAUUUGUCCACUGCUGCGUUUCUAGCAGCGUUUCGCAGAUUCACCGCUCGGCGUGGACUUUGUAGGAUGGUAUUCAGCGACAACGGCACCAACUUCAAGGGCACAGCCACAGAAAUUGACAAGUUAUUCCAACGGGCUUCAUCAGUAUCGCAGGAGGUGGCAGCUGCAUUGGCGAAGGACGGUAUAGUAUGGUCUUUUAUACCUCCUAGAGCUCCUCAUUUCUGA
This is a messenger RNA of Nasonia vitripennis (jewel wasp), 1404 nucleotides long. RefSeq lists its product as uncharacterized. Gene Ontology annotation, biological process: DNA integration. Gene Ontology annotation, molecular function: nucleic acid binding. The transcript has a single exon. The coding region runs from base 1 to 1404 and encodes 467 amino acids. Lineage: Eukaryota; Metazoa; Arthropoda; Insecta; Hymenoptera; Pteromalidae. The record is from RefSeq and is a predicted model, not a curated record.